AGCUGUAAGUUUCUCGAACGUUCUCAUGGCCGGCGCACGGCCCCGUACGCUCUCCUAUAUCCGGAAAACACGACACGACUCCAGCGCCGACUCCACGUCCCCCCUCGUCGCCGGGACACGCGUCCGCCGAGCGCCGCUGCCCACUUUAUUUCAGCCUCUCACUUGACGCCACCGGCUUCCGUCCUCACACACAAGCUCGAGGGAACUAGCUAGCUAGAACACUCGAUCGGCAAAAAGAAGCAAAGCAAGCGGCGCAUCGCAGUCGCGGGCGGCACCACCGGCCAGCAGGAGCAUCAGAUCGAGCGGCGGCCACGCCAUGGCGCAGGAGGGCGGCCUGAGGCUGGUGUCGCACCCGAUCGCGGCGCACGGCGGGCGGCUGACGCGGCAGUACUCGGCGGAGGGGCAGGGCGCGAAGAAGGACAUGUCGCCGCCGCUGGAGUGGUACGGCGUGCCCGAGGGCACGCGGUCGCUGGCGCUGCUGGCGCAGGACAUCGACGCCGACCCCGCCGUGCCGUGGACGCACUGGGUGGUCGCCAACAUCCCGCCCACCACCAAGGGCCUCCCCGAGGGGUUCUCCGGCAGGGAGCAGGGCGCCGCCGCCCCACCGCGCGAGUACGGCGGCUUGCAGGAGGGAAUCAACGACUGGAAGCAGCCCGGGUGGCGCGGCCCCGUGCCGCCCUCCCACGGCCACCGCAUCCAGUUCAAGCUCUACGCGCUCGACGACGAGUUGCACCUUGGCAACAAGGUGACCAGGGAUAAGCUUCUGGAGGCCAUCCAGGGUCACGUGCUGGAAGAAACCGAGCUGGUCGCCGUGUUCCAAGGAGUCGUUUCCAACUAACACCACCAUGGUUCCUCACAUCUCUGUUGGUGUGGUGUGGUGUGCUUUGUAUUUGUGUGGCAACCUUGUAAUUUUGAUCGAAUAAAAAGGGAACUUUACACGGGCUUAUUGUGACCA
Sorghum bicolor (sorghum) is the source of this 955-nucleotide messenger RNA. Its product is annotated as UPF0098 protein CPn_0877/CP_0992/CPj0877/CpB0906. The transcript is spliced from 2 exons. The record is from RefSeq and is a predicted model, not a curated record. The coding region runs from base 317 to 838 and encodes 173 amino acids. Lineage: Eukaryota; Viridiplantae; Streptophyta; Magnoliopsida; Poales; Poaceae.